Molecule: messenger RNA, 1025 nt
Organism: Jaculus jaculus (lesser Egyptian jerboa)
Lineage: Eukaryota; Metazoa; Chordata; Mammalia; Rodentia; Dipodidae
Gene: Ccdc28b
Product: coiled-coil domain containing 28B
Exons: 6
Coding region: 281-883 (200 amino acids)
Source: RefSeq, a predicted model, not a curated record
CCUUCCAAAAGUGAUAGGAAAGGGAAAGUGUUUUACAUUCGAUGCAUUACUACCAUAAGCGGGAGGGAAAGUGAGAGAAACAGUUUUGUCGGCCUGGGGAUGCUCCUCCCAUCGGGACUCCAAAGAGGGCUACUUUCUCUUUAAAUGCAAAUCACCUUCAGCCAGUUCAGCUCCCACUAGCUUGGGCUCCGCCGUGGAGAGCGCGCAGGGCGGAGGGAGCCUGCGAGGGAGCACUGCUCGGGACCCCAAGGCUCCAGGCCUGAGGCCCAGCAAGCACCCAAUGGAUGACAAAAAGAAGAAACGGAGUCCUAAGCCCUGCCUAUCCCAGCCAGCCCAGGCCCCAGGCACACUACGCAGGGUCCCUGUGCCUACCAGCCACAGUGGUUCCUUGGCCCUGGGACUCCCUCAUCUCCCAUCACCCAAGCAGAGAGCCAAGUUCAAGAGAGUAGGCAAGGAGAAAUGCCGCCCAGUGCUGGCCGGAGGUGGCGGCGGCUCUGCUGGCACCCCGCUGCAACACUCCUUCCUGACGGAGGUGACUGACGUCUAUGAGAUGGAAGGGGGAUUGCUGAACCUGCUCAAUGACUUCCACUCCGGCCGGUUGCAGGCCUUUGGGAAGGAAUGCUCCUUCGAACAGUUGGAGCAUGUGCGGGAGAUGCAGGAGAAGCUGGCUCGACUGCACUUCAGCCUGGAUGUGUGUGGGGAGGAGGAGGAUGACGAAGAGGAAGAGGAUGGGGUCACCGAAGGAUUGCCUGAAGAGCAGAAGAAGACCAUGGCUGACCGCAACCUGGACCAGCUGCUUAGCAAUCUGGAAGACCUUAGCAAUUCCAUUCAGAAGCUGCACCUGGCCGAGAACGCGGAGCCCGAGGAGCAGUCAGCCGCGUAGGGCUGGGAGCCAGACGCGGGCUGCUUCCCGUUCCUUCAAACUGUGACUUCCGACACACUCGGGAGAGGAGGGUGUCCCGCUGCCCCCCAGGUGCUAUGGAGGUGGGGGGCACUGGAUGGAAUUAAACAACAACAAAAAGAGA